AUGGCUACCGAAAAAAGUUUCCGCGAUAUCGUGCUGCACGAAUUACAGCUGCCUGUUGAAAUUUUGGAUACAUUUGAAGGCGCAAACAUAGAUUCUGAUCGCCUAUCGCGAAUUCCAAGAGACGAACUGGAAGACGUAUUGACGGUUGCCGGAACAAUAGCCAGCGAAAACAUUGCUUGGAACAUCGACGAAAUUUUCCGGCGAAUUGUCGAGUGGCGCCAGGAAUCUGGAUUUGGCAUUAUUGGGUUUGAAGACGUCGAAAUAGUAGAAGAUUGGUUGGCCUGUGACAACUCAGAAGAGACCGAAACAAAUACGGUUGAGCCAAGGGAUUCAUCCGCAGCGAGCGAGCAGAAGUCUACCGAGCAAAUCACAGCCGAUACUGAAGUGUGUCGUGAGACUGAACCAAGCCCAAAGAUCCCAGAUCCGUCGAUCGAUUCCAAGGUCGAUUCAGCCACUUCAGCAGCAGUCCCAGUACCAACACUCCAUAGGAAAACAACAACAUCGGAUGAUUUGCCCAGUUCCUUACCUGGCACAUCGAGAGCGGCUGCGGCUGGUGUGCGUUUUUUUUCGCCCGCAUCGACAGGAAAGGAGAAUCGUAAUUUUACUUCGGAUGUUUUGGUUCAACUACUAGAGCAGACAAUCGUUGGCCGGCAGCUAAUAGAACGGGCCGCCUCUGGACCACUAUCAAGUGAAAGUCAACGUGAACUGGUGGACAUUAUUGCAGAAUACCAUUGUGCAUCUGGCAUCAAAGCAACAGAGUAUGUACUGCGCGAAUAUGCCGAAUCGAUCACCACUGUCUUCAAGGACGAAACGCAGGAUACAUAUUUGGUCAUAAGAGGUGGAGCGAAGAGGAAUCCCGGCGGAAAGAUCUAUAACCGCAUAUCUAACCGGAAGCAAAAGGCUGCAAAACGUAAGCGAAUUGAGGAGAAGCAUCAAACCGAAACCCAAAAGCAAGCUGGAAAACAACCUGUGGAUGACCCGACUGUGAAAGAGGCUGAAUACUGGCUGGAACAUAAUUCGCAACCGUGGGAGACAACUUUGAACAAAUGGAAGGAUUCUUUCCCAGCUAGAAAACCACUGCUGAUGAAAUCAAACGCUGUUGAAGAGGUGCUAAAACGCUUCCGGCAUUAUUCUAAUGAAUUUGGGUUUCAGCUGGUUGAUAAGGAUUUUGAUCUGCUGGCUAGAGGUGAUAAAAAUGGAUCAAGAACAUGGGACUUAUGUCUUGAAAAACUGAUUCGGUUUGUCAAGCGCCCAUACAAGGAUACAUUUUCCAGUGACAUCGUUGAGCAACUUGCUUCAUCAGAGUUGGACCAAAAUUCCAAGGUUUGUGCCAUUCUUAUUCUACUGAAUAACAUUCUGCUGCCAACAAAAGUCACGAAAACGUUCAAGCCGACAAUACUAUCCGCGCAAGAAGAUGUGAUCUUUUUUGCAGCGUCGGACGCAGAGGCCAUCCAGAAAGUAAACGAAUACAACGAGACUGUUUGCAAGCUAGGCCUUAAGCCGUCGCCAAAGCUAGUCUUCAGAGGCGAAAGCUUCAAAACACUGACAGGUGUUUUUGAAGUUCACUAUCAGAAUAUAGUGUAUCGUCUAGAUUCAGCAGUGAGGGCCAUUGAUGUACUAAUCAAAUUUAGUACUGUUUUUGGCUUGGAGCAUUCACGUAUUUCUCGCCAUGUAUGGAAUUUCGUGAGUUCGUACAUGUACAAACUACCUGUUCCAGAGGAAUACGGAUCUAUUAUCAAACUUAAGCGGUAUCUGUCUGCCGACUAAUCAUGUUUGUCUGCAUGAUUCCGGAUUGUUCCCUGGAGUUCCCAACUACCACUGGAUACCUCGAACAUCUAACAAAGGAUCAUCGAACACCGAGAGAAUUCCGCUACGUCUGCACUUUCCCAGAUUGUUACCAAAAGGCUGCAAAUUUUUACACCUUCAAGCGUCACGUACUUGCCCACAUGUCGGAUUCAAUUCUCGCGUAACAUUA
Molecule: messenger RNA, 1975 nt
Organism: Aedes aegypti (yellow fever mosquito)
Lineage: Eukaryota; Metazoa; Arthropoda; Insecta; Diptera; Culicidae
Exons: 6
Coding region: 1-1767 (588 amino acids)
Source: RefSeq, a predicted model, not a curated record